AUGGCGAAGAAUAAACAAAAAGGCAAAAGGCAGCAAAAUGUGUUCCGAGUGGCCAACAAACAGACAAAACAAAAGAAUAAAGCAAAACCUGUCACUUCAACUCUCAAACACGUAAGUGGAAAAUGGUAGGUAGCUACCUACCAUCUUAGUUAGCCAGCUAGCUAGCUAAUAGGCUUCACACAGUAGGGUGUCCAAUCAAAAACGCAUCUUUUGACCAAUGGGUAAAAUGUUAAUUGUGUAGAUAAUUCCAUAAGAAAACCAAUGCCAAUGGUCCAAACCUCAUGUCUCCAUCAUAAUCCGUUUAAAAGUUAUUGGAGUUUUUACCGUUGUAGAAUGGCCAAAAUUAGGGUGACUAUAUAAAUGGAGGCCAGAGGAAAAAAGUGGUCAAAAAUCAGGAAAAUUGCGUCACGUCAACCAGGCUGGAUUCUGUACAAGAAUGAAAGCUGCAAUAUUAAACUUUUUGGGCAAACUGACCACGUUCACAUUGAUAGAUCUAUAACUCACAUGUCUUUCUCAUUGAAAGCAAGUAUAAAGUGGUAGUUCUGUUCUAUGUGGCUAUUUCUACGCUUCCCAUUCUUAAGUUUCGUUUUUGCUUCUUUUACUUUCUGUGUUGUACACUAGUUUCAAACAGCUGAAAAUACAAUUUUUGGUUAUGGAAAAUAUAUUUCACAGCGGUUUAGAUGGUACAAUGACUCUCUAUACUAUACUUGCUUGUUUAGUCACAAACUGAAAUUGGUUAUACUAAUAGAAUUUUUGCAACCAGGAAAUGGGCGGAGCGAUUUCUGCAGAGUGCAUCUUUAAGGUUACUGGCUACCUGACACUGACAGGCUCUCUUUGCAAUUUAACUUUUCAUAUUUCUUCUCGAAUCCGCAGGACAUAAAACAAUAGAGGUAAGAUUUUGAGACACGACAUGUAGUAUUUUCAUAUUUUAGUAUAUGCUUUUCAUAUUAAUUCGAAAUUCCUGUUAUUUUUCCUAGAUCUCACAAAAACAAGCUAAAAAUGUAAACGGAGCACUGAGCGUAUACCAAACUUAAUUUGAAAGUCUUUCACAUUCCUAUCAGCUCACGUCAUGCAAAUGUCGCUAUUUGCCACCAGCGGAAACAACUUUGAAGAUGACGACAAUGUAAAAUCCUAAGAAGUUGUUACUAAAAACCUACACCGCUAUGUCAACACAGCUUGGCACUUAUUAUCGGAUGUAUUACCGUAACAUUUCAAUUAAAUGCCGAAUCUCAAAAAGGCGCCUGUCCCUUUUAAUAGCUGGGCAACGGCACACAUUGCACAACAUCGGGUCUAAAUUAAUUGUUUACGAGGUUCCCAUUAAUUACGAAGAAUUGUUUAUGACAUUCCAUGGAGGGCAUAGUGUCUGCGGGUUUUUGGUAUUUCCUUUCAAUUAAGAACUAGACAACCAGGUGAGGGAGUUCUUUACUAAUUAUUGACCUUAAUUCAUCAAUCAAGUACAGUAAUGAAUCGAAAAAAAAUAUGGCGUUUUUAUCGCCAGUAAGAAACUGCUAGCCGUUGGCUGCUAACAGCUGAGAACUGCUAGCUAACUGGCAAGCAGGAAAACAGUCAACUUCAGGAGUACAGACCCCUAGAAAUCGGCAGAUGGCCAUCUAGUGGGAAAGUAAGAACUGCCAAAAAUGCAAUCAGAGGGGAAUUCUUUUUUUGUUAAACUAGAGUCAUACUAAGACAAAAGAAACGUGACACAGUGUGUAAAUGAUAACACAUUAGUUCAGGAAAUGAAGAAAUUGAUUAAAAUACUGGAAGUGAAUCCUGGAAUUAAACAAUUAACUAUGCAAAUUAGCAAAAGAUGUGUGCAUUAGAAAAAUAAAUGCCAUGCUCAUAUAGAAGCUUGUCUCUAAAGCAGUGUUCACAUUGGCAGUUUGAAGAGACUCAAAUCCUAUUUAUUUAAAUAUCUGAUUCGACUUUUUCCUGCAGUCUGAACAGCCAUAAGGCACAUGGAAUCAGAUAUUUCAAGCCACAUUUCAAACCACCUUCAUUUGUGGUUUGAAGUCAGAUACAAAUCUGAUUCCUGGCCAUGUGACUUGUCUGAACGGUCAAAUCUGAUUUAAUUGCCCUCAAGUGGUUUUUAGAUAGUUAUUCGGCAUAUCUUGUUGCUUGCUAGCUACUCUGUUGACAGUUUGACAAGAACAUGUGGUAGCUAACUAGCUUGUUAAUUGUUUACAAACAAAUUAGUGAAUGUGCUAGAAAACUAAACAGCUGGCUAGUUGACUGAUGUGGCUAGCCAAAAAGGACUUGUUUUGAAAGUUGGAUCAUCUUAUCCUUUGAGGCUUAGCUUGCUACAUAACUUCUGAGUGAUAGGAAGCACAAGCACCACCACCAAUCAGCCUACACCACUGCACACACACCUGGUGUUACUAUGACAACUAGCGUAGCCUUGUCAGCAAAUUACUGCUGUCUGAACACACAUCCGAUUUGGUCACUUUUAAUUUGCUGUUUGGACAGUCGGUAGUUAAAAACGGAUCUGAAAAACAAAACUUAGUUGAGCAUUAAGGCCUGCAGUGUGAGCAAGGCUUAAUAAGCGCCUGAUGUGUUAUGUGAUUUAAGCAAAUAAACGCCCGGGCUAUUCAUUGAAAUUUUAUGGUAGGUUGCGAAAUCCGAGUUUUUAGAUGUAACGUUAAUGAUACAGUAUGUUACGUUUGGUAUGGUUACAUAACAUAGUUUACUUAGAGUGCAUUCGAUAAGUAUUCAGACCCCUUGACGUUUUCCACAUUUUGUUACAUUACAGCUUUAUUCUAAAAUUGAUGAAAUUGUUUUUUUCCUCGUCAAUCUACAUUUUAGUCAUUUAGCAGAUGCUCUUAUCCAGAGCGACUUACAGUUAGUGAGUGCAUACAUUAUUUUAUUUUUCAUACUGGCCCCCCGUGGGAAUCGAACCCACAACCCUGGCGUUGCAAACGCCAUGCUCUACCAACUGAGCUACAUCCCUGUCGGCCAUUCCCUCCCCUACCCUGGGCCAAUUGUGCGCCGCCCCAUGGGUCUCCCGGUCGCGGCCGGCUACGACAGAGCCUGGAUUCGAACCAGGAUCUCUAGUGGCACAGCUAGUACUGCGAUGCAGUGCCUUAGACCACUGCGCCACUCGGGAGAAUCUACACACAAUACCCCAUAAUGACAAAGCAAAAACAGGUUUUUAGAAAUGUUUGCUAAUUUAUAAAAAAUAAAAACGGAAAUAUCACAUUUUACAUAAGUAUUUAGACCCUUUACUCAGUACUUUGUUGAUGCACCUUUGGCAGCGAUUACAGCCUCGCCUUCUUGGGUAUGACACUACAAGCUUGGCACACCUGUAUUUGGGGAGUUUCUCCCAUUCUCCUCUGCAGAUCCUCUCAAGCUCUGUCAAGUUGGAUGGGGAGCGUCGCUGCACAGCUAUUUUCAGGUCUCUCCAGAGACGUUAGAUCGGGUUCAAGUCCGGGCUCUGGCUGGACCACUCAAGGACAUUGACACUUGUCCCGAAGCCACUCCUGCGUUGUCUUGGAUGUGUGCUUAGGGUCAUUGUCCUGUUGGAAGGUGAACCUUCGCCCCAGUCUGAGGUGCUGAGCACUCUGGAGCAGGUUUUCAUGAAGGAUCUCUCUGUACUUUGAGCCGUUCAUCUUUCCCUCGAUCCUGACUAGUCUCACAGUCCCUGCCUCUGAAAAACAUCCCUACAGCAUGAUACUGCCACUAUAAUGCUUCACCGUAGGGAUGGUGCCAGGUUUCCUCCAGACGUGACGCUUGGCAUUCAGGCCAAAUAGUUCAAUAUUGGUUUCAUUACAGUCAUUUUUAGCAGACGCUCUUAUCCAGAGCGACUUACAGGAGCAAUUAGGGUUAAGUGCCUUGCUCAAGGGCACAUCGACAGAUUUUUCACCUAGUCUGCUCGGGGAUUAGAACCAGCGACCUUUCGGUUACUGGCACAACGCUCUUAACCACUAAGCUACCUGCCGCCCUGCUGCAGAGAUGGUUGUCCUUCUGGAAGGUUCUCCCAUCUCCACAGAGGAACUCUGAAGCUCUGUCAGAGUGACCAUCGGGUUCUCGGUCACCUCCCCUCAUCAAGGCCCUUCACCCCUCAUCAAGGCCCUUCACCCCCGAUUGCUCAGUUUGGCCGGGCGGGCCAAUUCUAGAAGGAGUCUUGGUGGUUCCAAACUUCUUCCAUUUAAGAACACAGGCCACUGUGUUCUUGGGGACCUUCAAUGCUGCAUACAUUUUUUGGUACCCUUCCCCAGAGCUGUGCCUCAACAAAAUCCUGUCUCUGAGCUUUACGGACAAUUUCGACCUCAUGGCUUGGUUUUUGCUCUGGCAUGCACUGUCAACUGUGGGACCUUAUAUAGACAGGUGUGUGCUUUUCCAAAUCAUGUCCAAUCAAUUGAAUUUACCACAGGUGGACUCCAAUCAAGUUGUAGAAACAUCUUAAGGAUGAUCAAUGGAAACAGGAUGCACCUGAGCUCAACUUCUCUUAACCCUAACCUUAACCCUUAGCUAGCUAACGUUAGCCACCUAGGUAAAGUUAGCCACAACAAAUUGGUAUUUGUAACAUAUCACACGUUUUACAAAUUCGUAACAUAUUGUACAAAUUGCAAUUCGUAAACAUAUCAUACGAAAUGGAUGAUGGACAUCCACAAAUUAAUUAAUACGAAACCUAACAUAUCAUACUAAAUGUAGUGUCUCAGAUUUACGUACAGAAUAAUAUGACAUGCUCUGAGACCAUCUUGGGGAUCACCUAGCUACAACUGCUGUUUUCCAGGUUCCCUCAUUUUCUGUGUAAUCAUUUCUUGAUGGUGUUUCUCCAAUUAAUCCCAUUGGAGUCAUAGACUAGUUUCAUUUUGACUGAAUUCAUUGAAAGAGAGAAUUCACCCACAAUGCCAUAAAGUGUUCUUACCUUGUAAGCAUUCAGCUGGCCACUGUCUCCAAAUGCUAACUUUUUACUUGGCAAACUUUACUUGGUGAUACUUCCUCAAUUUACUUGAUUUGGAAAGCUCUGGUGUUUUAUAAUCUCCUGUGGCUAGUUGCCCGUUAAACCCUGACACUCAGCAAAUGCUCUGUGAGAAAAAGGACUGCAACAGGUAGGUGUCGUCUCACCGUAAAACGGUUGUUCCUGAAGGCUAACUUAUCCGUCUUGUAUGUGUAUUGUGCAAGGGUAGUAUUUCACACAGUUGCUGACAACUGUUUUCUUUCUUUGUAUACAGAUCAAUGCAGUGAAAAACGAGAAGGUGGAGAACCUGAAUAAAAUAUUUACAGAGGUCCAACGGGAUGUCAAAAGUGUAUCAAAAUGCACUGCUCCAGAGCCCAGAAAGCCAACACAG
Messenger RNA from Coregonus sp. 'balchen', 5288 nucleotides. The record is from the annotation of a GenBank genome assembly. NCBI's taxonomy places the organism in Eukaryota, Metazoa, Chordata, Actinopteri, Salmoniformes, Salmonidae.